Xiphophorus hellerii (green swordtail) is the source of this 5838-nucleotide messenger RNA. RefSeq names its product regulatory factor X, 4 (gene rfx4). Gene Ontology annotation, biological process: regulation of transcription by RNA polymerase II. NCBI's taxonomy places the organism in Eukaryota, Metazoa, Chordata, Actinopteri, Cyprinodontiformes, Poeciliidae. The transcript is spliced from 19 exons. Gene Ontology annotation, molecular function: DNA-binding transcription factor activity, RNA polymerase II-specific; RNA polymerase II cis-regulatory region sequence-specific DNA binding. The record is from RefSeq and is a predicted model, not a curated record. Bases 2725 to 4953 code for a protein of 742 amino acids.
CAUUUCUAAUCAAUAAUAUUUCCUUCUAAUAUUCAAACUUCACAGAUUUUUGAAUCAUGUAUUUGAAGUACUUAAAUUGUUAAAUGUCGUCCUCCUCCUAAAAUAAUGACCUAUGUAAUUUUUUUUUUUUUGCCAAAAGUGAUUUCUUAGGCUGUUGUUUUAGGAAGGUGACGAAGUGUUUCUUUGCUCUUCAGAUGAUUAAAAUUGUUACAGACCAGGAAGACCCAACAUUCAUUUAGAAAUUCAGGAUUUCUGAUGAAAUCUUUCUAACCCUUAACAAUUGUCAAAAAUUGUUCAAACCACAGUGUAGUUAGGAGAAAUGUGUGUGUCAGGAACAAUUUGUGAUUACCUUGAAGUCUGUGACUGUAAUGUGACAAAUGUAAAGGUAAGUGUCAAGGAGAGUGAAUAAUUUUCCAUGUUUAAUUAGAUAACCAAGUCUAAAACCUGUCCAGGUGAAACUCGGGGAUAUCAUGAUUAAAAAUAUCUAAAAUCUCACCACCAUCUAGAGACGUUUACCAAAAUUAACUCAAGUGAAUAUAUAUAAUGUUGAAACAAUGUGGCGAAUUAUUUCUUACACUUUAUUUCUAUCUCGCAGCAAAGGGGUUGUGAAUAAAAAAGGAUGACCUCCACAUUUUUAUUUAUUUAUUUAUUUUUUUUUACGUCACCUCAAACCAACAAACCAGUUGAAACUUCAACACAAUUCUGGCAACCAAACAUCAGUGAGAUUCACCAACUCCUCCAGGAGGAGCAGUUCAAUAUCCAGGCAGAUUUAUUCCAGGCUUUGAAUUGAUGGCUGCAAAAAAAUUAUAUAGUUUUUUUGUUUUUUUUUCUUCAAUUUGGUGCUUUUAGUAGGAGAUUAGUUCAGUCUAUGCAUGUAACUCACAGUAAAUUCAAACCUGUGUGCUAAAUUAUUCAAUAUUGGUAUUGAACACAGUCCAGAUAAAUCAUCAAGUUCCAAUACUUUCUACUUGAUAAUGCUAGAAAUAACUAUAUAAGUAAGGCAUGAAGUAUUCAUUACAUGGGAAAACUUAAAAUAUUAAAAAUGAUUUUUAAUGAAUUUUCUUUUUCCACUUUUAACUUGUUUCUUAAGUUAUAACAUUUCUAAUCUAAUUUAAAUGUUGCUAUAUUUUCUAAAAGUAACUGACUGGCUUCUCAUGAAAUCCUCUCAUUUUGUUUUUUUUUUUGGGGGGGGGGCGUUUAUCUGUUUGCAAUCGGAGACGAUCACAGCGCCUCAGCCAGAGCUGACAUCUCUCAUUUUGGAGGCCACGUGACGAGCAGACAGCUGGACUCGGGUCGCCGCGGCGCUCGCUGACAUCACUCGGACAUUGAGCGCCAGCGCCCAAGUCGUGUCGAUGUCAGCGGGGAGAGAAAGCCGCUUUGAGUCGUAUGGUUUCCUCUUUAAACUGUAGCCACCAACAACGUCGCUUGCAGCGUAACCACACCCCCCACUUGCAUGCACACAUGCACGCCCACCCCCAUACACACACACACACACCCAUACACACGCGUGCGCGGCUCAACUGGGGCCUUUUUUUAACGCCACAAAAGCAAGGAUGUAUGCGUUUGUAAGUGAGAGUGUGAUAAUAAUAAGAGGCUGCACAUGUUCUGCUCCACGAGGUCGUAACGAGGAAAUAAAAAUAUACAUAUUUUAAUGAUUGAAAUGAAUCAGAUCUUGUUUGCUUUGCACCUGUUCCUGUCUGAGAGCGACGCAGAGCGAGAGUCUGGGGGUGCAAGCCGCGCCUCCUCGCCCUGCCGUGCAUCAGGUGUCUGCAGCAGCAUGGAGUAUCAGCCUGCGAGCCGAGAAAGAGAAAGUCCUCCUUCGCCUACCGUGGUGUGCUCUCAGGCACUCCAUCAGAGCCCUCCCAGCCUCGGGCUUUGCACUUUUACUUCCACCCCCCCCCGUCUUCUUUUGUGGCCGUUCCCUCUUCUCAGAGGCACACCAAAAGAGAAAAUAAGGCGAAAGAGUGAGCAAAAAAAAAAAAAAAGAAUGACGAAGACUUUAACUUUGAACAUGCCUCUGUAAAGUUUCAAAAUGUUUGGAAGGAGAGGAACAUCGAGAAGCAGCUUUACUGAAGGAGCAACUCAAGUGAGGCAACAGGUGGCUGUGGGAUGUGUUCAUAGAGGAGAGAAGAGAUAAAAAAAACUGUAAAGUUGAGUAGUGAGUUCAUUUGGACCUUCUGGGUGUAUAAAAUGUAUGAAAUGCCAUAACUGAGAGCGGGGAGGCCGCAGUGUUAGGAUGUAGAUCUAAGCCUCUUUUUUUCUGGUUUGGAGGGAGCUUUUCUUAUUCAAAACAGCCCCACAAAAGACUUCCAGUGAGCUCUGCCACAUCCCCAUCUGACUUGGGGCCAUUCAUCAGCCUUCCAAGCCUAUCAAUGACAUGUCCCCAUCAGGGCUCCUAUAAAAUCAGCCCCUUUCCCAUGAAACAUCAGCAAACAUUUUGACGGGUCUGGCUUUCCCCCCGCUGGAUUUCUGGAGUCUCCUGCUCCCUUCUUUGCACCCACCGCCCCCCUCCAUCUCCCUCUCUCUUUCUCCCUCCCUCUCUCUCUCCCUCCUCCACCAACACCGCCCUUCUCCGGGCGAACCCCAGAGCCUCAACAUCUCCCGUGACGGGCAGUGGUCAGGGAGCCUUAGGACGAGCCGAGAGGAGAUCAUCGGAGGAGGGGGACAGAGAGCGUGCACUGAGCCAUUUUACUCGGAGGAGCCGGCGUCGUUGAUGGGAAGAGGAUGCACUGCGGGCUGCUGGAGGAGCCGGACAUGGAUUCCACAGAGAGCUGGAUCGAAAGGUGCCUCAAUGAGAGUGAGAGCAAGCGAUACUCCAGUCACACGUCUCUGGGGAACAUGUCCAACGACGAACAUGAGGAAAAGGAGAAUAACAGAGCGACUAAACCACAUUCAACACCAGCUACUCUGGAAUGGUUAGAGGAAAACUACGAAAUAGCAGAAGGUGUGUGCAUCCCCAGGAGUGCGCUCUACAUGCACUACCUUGACUUCAGCGAGAAGCACGACACGCAACCUGUGAACGCAGCGAGCUUUGGAAAGAUUAUAAGGCAGCAGUUCCCAGCACUGACAACCAGAAGACUGGGGACAAGAGGACAGUCCAAGUACCACUACUACGGGAUUGCUGUGAAGGAGACGUCCCCGUACUACGAUGUGAUGUACUCCAAAAAGGGGGCGGCGUGGGUGAACGAGACGGGGAAGAAAGAGGUCACGAAGCAGACAGUGGCGUAUUCACCGCGCUCCAAGCUGGGGACGCUUCUGCCAGAGUUUCCAAAUGUCAAAGACCUAAAUUUGCCUGCCAGCCUGCCAGAGGAGAGGGUGUCAACGUUCAUCAUGAUGUACAGAACUCACUGUCAGAGGAUACUGGACACGGUUAUCAGAGCCAAUUUUGACGAGGUCCAAAGUUUCCUGCUGCACUUCUGGCAGGGCAUGCCGCCCCACAUGCUCCCUGUCCUCGGCUCCCCCACUGUGGUCAACAUCGUCGGUGUUUGUGACUCCAUCCUCUACAAAGCCAUCUCCGGGGUGCUGAUGCCCACCGUCCUGCAAGCACUACCUGACAGCUUGACUCAGGUUAUUCGGAAAUUUGCCAAACAGCUUGAUGAGUGGCUUAAAAUAGCACUUCAUGACCUUCCUGAAAACCUGAGGAACAUCAAAUUUGAAUUGUCGAGGAGAUUCUCCCAGAUUUUGAAGCGGCAAACGUCAUUAAACCAUCUCUGUCAGGCAUCUCGGACCGUGAUAAACAGUGCCGACAUCACCUUCCAAAUGCUGGAGGACUGGAGGAACGUGGACCUGAACAGCAUCACCAAGCAGACACUUUACACCAUGGAGGACUCGCAGGAGGAGCACAGGCAGCUUAUUAUGCACUUGUAUCAGGAAUUUGACCGCCUGUUGGAAGAGCAGUCUCCAAUCGAGGCCUACAUCGAGUGGCUGGACUCCAUGGUGGACCGCUGUGUCGUCAAGGUGGCGGGGAAGAGGCCCGGCUCGCUGAAGAAGGUGGCCCAACAGUUCCUGCUGAUGUGGUCGUGUUUUGGUACCAGAGUCAUCCGGGACAUGACCCUGCACAGCGCGCCCAGCUUUGGGUCCUUCCACCUGAUCCACCUCAUGUUUGAUGAUUACGUUCUCUACCUGCUGGAGUCGCUGCACUUCCAGGAGAGGGCCAACGACCUGAUGAGGGCCAUGAAAGGGGAGGGGAGCACAGCAGAGCAAGAGGAAGAAUUCACGCUGACAGAAACCAGCCCCACCUCCCCAUCUCCGGGGUCCUACUCUCCCGCCCGCUCCGUCCAAUCGGUGGACGUCUCGUCGGCCAGCUCCCCCACUGCCGCCCUGUCCCCAGAGUACACAGGGGUCACCGCUUCCACAGGCGCUGUUCAGUCAUAUACCUGGUCCCUUACAUACACAGUGACCACAGCGGGCGGCUCCGCUCCGGAGGCUGGGCAGCAGCUGUCCUGCAUGAGGAGCAGCGCUCCCGUCCCGCCGCCGUCCUCCGCCCACAGGAUGCCGGUGUACGCCCACAGGGAGGAGCACUGGGUAAAUACCACCCUGGUAUACAGCGGUAGCUACAACUAUGGCAGCUACACCAACCAGCACCCCCACUCCAUCCAGAGCCAGUACCCGAGCCUGGCCCACGAGCCGGCCAUCCCCGCCCCACUUCACUACUCCGCCUACCACCGCUCCUCUGCACAGUACCAGCUCAACAGCCAGAUGCCCCGCAUGGAGCCGUGCCUGAUGGGCAGCACUCCUCGGUUGCACCCUGCGCCCAUCGCCCCCCGCUGGCCAGAUGUGUCUCCUGCUAACAGCUGUUACUCCAGCCCGCCUAUGCAUUCCUCUCGCUAUGCCACCUCUGGGGACAUGUACUCUCCUCUCGGCCCUCGCAGAAACUCAGAGUACGAACACUCUCAGCAUUUUCCAGGCUUUGCCUACAUCAACGGAGAGGCCACUACAGGCUGGGCCAAAUAGGGUUUGAUAACUCCUUACCUGAUAAACCGGCAGCUGCAGUCUCUGAACUCUCUCAAAGACAAAGAGGAAAGGGAAAGAAAUCGAGGCCGGACUGACAAGUUUGAAGAGGCGUGUUACAUCGGUCGCCCUGAUGAUUGUGGUGUCAUCCCGACCAGAUCUCCGAUUAAUCAUUUCCUCCAUCAAACACUUGAUGGAGGAAAACAAAUCAUAUUGAUUGUCUGAACCUGCAGCAAAAUCAUAUAAAGAGUGCAAUGCUGCUGCCAAGCUGUGCCUUUGUUUUAAGGAAUGUACACCUCAGCCAGAGUUGCCCUUGCUGCUCUCAGUGCUGUGUUUGGAUACCGGUGCAGCUGCAGGUUUUCCUGCAGGCGUUGCUCAGCACUGUUGCAGCAUCUCGUCGCGAUGAGCUGCACCGCCUUAACCAUCUCCUGGGACUCCAGGUCUGUGACUCUGAGCUGACAACCAUCACGUGUUUCCAUCUCAGAUAGUUAACUUAAACACAACACAUGUAUCCUGUCGCAAGCUUUUCUGCUGUUUUUCUGUGACUAUAUAUCUAUAAAGAUAGGUAUAUAUAUAUAUAUAAAUAUAUAUAUAUAUAUAAGUAUUUUCUGUAACUUUGUAACAUGGUGUAAUGCUAUAUUUUCUAUGUCGUCUCUGUUUUGUAUGGUUAGUAAAGGAUGCAUUAACUUAGGGUUGUGUGUUUUAUAAUGCACUCAAAGCUACGGAGGACCUAUUACCCUAUGGGUAUUUAUUAAAAAGGGAAAUAUCAAAGUGUACAGUAACAUGAAGUCACUUUUCUGUAAAUAAAAAGCACUGGAGAGCAUCUGUGGUGACAGUUAAAUUAUGUUGGAAAUAUUCCGCCCUCAUAAAUAAUUCAACAAUUCAAAA